CAGGGCUUAUACAGCAUAUACCUAUCACAUAUAAGGCAGACUCUGAAGCAUGCAUUCCCAACGAACAUGAAUGACAACGGCACUACGCAAUAGCUUCUACCUUCAGUCGCAUCAUCUGCCAACAGCCCCUCUCAAGACCAACGACCGAGAUCUCCAUUAAACCUUUCUACAAUGUCUUCCAAAAUCAGCUUCAAGCCUAAAGUGAGCAUCACUCACAUUGGAACUGCGACGGCCAUCCUUGAUAUCGAUGGCGUGCGCUUCUUGACCGACCCUUUCUUUUCCCCAGCAGGUACCACUUGGGACGUGGGUGUCACCAUCCUCCAGAACACCGAAGAUCCUGCUCUCAAGCUCGAUCAGCUUCCUCCCAUCGAUGCAGUGCUGUUGAGCCACGAAGACCACCCCGAUAAUCUCGACGAGCUGGGCCGCCGGCUCCUCGACGGCCGCCACGUCUUCACGACCGUGGACGGAGCCAAGAACCUCGCUCCUCGUCCGGCGGUCGUUGGCAUGGAGCCAUGGACCACCGUUGAGAGACGUAUCGGCGGAAAGGUCUUCCGCAUCACGGCCACCCCGUGCCAGCACCUACCCGGCGGUGAAUGCAUUGGAUUCUUGCUAUCGUCGGACGACUUCGGGAUUGGACCGAACAAGCUGCCGAACGCCAUUUACUUCACAGGCGACACGGUAUACAUGGACGAAUUGACCACGAUUACCGACAAGUUUCACGUUCCCAUUGCCAUGAUGAAUCUCGGUUCCGCCCAUGUGCAGUUUCCGGACAGGGACGCGCCGCUGCAAAUCACCAUGGACGGCAAGCAGGCGGCUCGUCUAUUCCGAGAGAUCAAGGCAGACCAUUUGGUGCCCAUGCAUUACGACAAGUCGUGGGGUCAUUUCACUCAGUUUGAGGAAGGACUGGCCAAGGAUUUUAGAGAUGAGGGUGUUGAUGACAAGGUCAGGUGGUUGAAGCCAGGAGUUGCAGUUGAAAUUAUUUGACUAGCAACAAGGAAUUCCUCGAGGGAGUAGCUUAGUCUGGAUAGUUCAACAAAUUUCGAUCAAUGAGAAUGAUUGAACAGAACCUGCAACAAGAAUUUAAUCAUUUCUCGGUCUCGACAGGUGUUGACGAAGCUAUGAGUUCAUGUUCGAAACGCCGGUGUACAUCAUGAGGCAAAAACACCAGUAAUUUAGAAA
Colletotrichum acutatum is the source of this 1179-nucleotide messenger RNA. Its product is annotated as beta-lactamase superfamily domain-containing protein. The coding region runs from base 172 to 984 and encodes 270 amino acids. Lineage: Eukaryota; Fungi; Ascomycota; Sordariomycetes; Glomerellales; Glomerellaceae. The transcript has a single exon. The record is from RefSeq and is a predicted model, not a curated record.